Messenger RNA from Diversispora eburnea, 1101 nucleotides. The record is from the annotation of a GenBank genome assembly. Lineage: Eukaryota; Fungi; Glomeromycota; Glomeromycetes; Diversisporales; Diversisporaceae.
AUGGAUCUUCCAAUCGCCAAGAUUAUAGUCAACAGUGAUUUUGACUUUAUCACCUCUGGCGAAGAGAAUAAUGUGAUAACUCCUGACGUGGACGAUUAUUCAAAUAAUUCUUCCACUACUCCCAAUAUUACUAUUCUGACUCAUACUGCUUCCACUACCCAGACUAACGCUCCUUCCACUACUCCUACUUCUAAAAUUACACACACGGCUCUUCCCUCUACUCCUUCUACUCAAGAGAUUACGUUCGAGACAUCAAAUAUUGAUAAUACAACUUCUACUGCGUCAAAUCUGAACGAUACUUCAAUUGCAACACAUCACGAAGAAUUCCGUAUUAAGAAUGAAGAGAGGCGACAAUAUGAAGAUUAUUUAAUAAAUCAAUCAUCUUUAAAUGAUCGCGCAUAUCUUGCCAAUUAUUUUCAAUAUAUUCCUCACUCCUCAUUUCCUCAAACUACUUUAUCAAAUGGUAAUCAUGCACCUUUGAAUAACGGGAAUAAUGCGAAUAAUGGAAAUUACGUUAUAACUUUACCUACUAAUUCAAAUAACACAACAAGAAUUGAUCCAAGUUUACUGAAUUACGAACGAAAUAUGUCAAAUGUGUCAAUUCCAGGAGCUCAAAGUUACGGUGAUCAAUCCUCCUCUCCCACCAAUAAUACCAAUCAAACAAUUAAAAAGAGGAAAAGAAGUAAAACUGAAUCGGAUUAUGCAAAUGUUUUAUCCUUGCAAUCUUCAACAUCCACCGCUGCAGAUGGAAUUCGUCAAAGUGAAAUUGCUCAAUGCUCAAAUUGUGGUGUACACGAUACACCUGCUUGGAGACGUGAUUUACAGGGUGUCGCAUUAUUAUGUAAUGCAUGCGGUCUUUAUUUAAAAAAUAAAGGUAUACAUCGUCCAACAGAAAUUGCGCCAGAUGGAUCUGUUCGUCUAAAACGAACUCGAACUGAGCCAGAAGUCGCAUGUCAUCGUUGCAAUGAAAAUAAUACUCCUUGUUGGAGAGGACCCGAAGGACAAAAGCUUUGUAAUAAAUGUGGAAUAUUCUUAAAGCAACAUGGAUAUCCAUCAGAAAUCAUUUCCACUCAAAAAUCCACAAUCAGUUUUACAUUAUAA